Encephalitozoon cuniculi GB-M1 is the source of this 732-nucleotide messenger RNA. RefSeq lists its product as uncharacterized. The transcript has a single exon. NCBI's taxonomy places the organism in Eukaryota, Fungi, Microsporidia, Unikaryonidae. The record is from RefSeq and is marked provisional. The coding region runs from base 1 to 732 and encodes 243 amino acids.
AUGCAAGAUUACGGCUUGGAGGUUGUUGAAGCCGUUAAAUUCACCGUAGACCCAGCACUUCUACUUGCGACAUGGUUAAUGCGUUCCAUAAGCAAUGUGUUAAACGUGAUGAAGGAUCCUAGGCGCAUCCCUUUCUUUCUGUAUGGCAGUGCACUUGGGCGUCUUAGGGAAAAUGAUCAUGAAGGAUUCUGGCGAGAAGUGGGAUAUGGAAUAAGGGAGGCGAGAAGAGAGAUUAAUGCAUUUUCGGCUCAUGUUGCCAACAUGGAAUGGGACAACUUCGACAGAUGGUUUGUAAAAAGAGGACCGAGGCUUGACGAGCUUCAUGAAUUUCAUCACAAGGUCUAUAAGGUAUAUUUGGAUGGAUUGGAUGUUGUAGAGAAGAAUUGUCUCGAAGGAUGCAAUGCUACGAAAAUGUGGGAGAUUCUUCAUGAUCUCACAACUUUCUGUAGGGGAAAGACCUCUCUAUAUGUAUUAGAUAUUCUGAAAAGCGACUUAGGAAACAAGGUGAUGGCAACACAGAAAGCUUACUCUUUCAUAAAAUCUCGGAAUGAUGAAGAGAGCAGGAAGCUUUAUCUAAUAUGCUUGGAUGACAUGAUCAAAAAGCCUGAUGAAACUAUAAAUGAUAUUCUUAGUGCAUCUCAAGGCUUAUGGGGCAACUCCAUAACUUGGCACUGUAAGCUGUACGGGCUGUACUGGCUUUUGAAGCUGGUUACAACUGGCAGUUCUUUCUGA